Microthlaspi erraticum is the source of this 1260-nucleotide messenger RNA. The record is from the annotation of a GenBank genome assembly. NCBI's taxonomy places the organism in Eukaryota, Viridiplantae, Streptophyta, Magnoliopsida, Brassicales, Brassicaceae.
AUGUCUUAUAGAAACCCCAAUGUGGAGAAUCCUCAAGACCAAGUGUAUCCUCCAAGGUAUCCACAACAACAAAGACCUCCUUACCAAUCUCAAGGAAGUCAAUUUCAGCCAAGGCAAGGAUAUGAGCAGAGAUCAUCAUAUCCGCCCAAGGAGCCAUAUGCUUCUUCACCAAAUCAAGCUCCUCCAAACCAACAAGGUGGAAGAUUUGAAGGAAUCCUCCAACAGAUCAUGGAUGGCCAGAAGAGAAACACUAAAGAGAUGUAUGAGAAGAUGGACACUUUGUUCAGCAAUCUCAACACCAAGUAUGAUGCUGUUGCCACUCAUGUGAAGAAACUAGAGACUCAAGUCACUCAAACUAUGGAAGCUGUUAAGAGACAGGAAGCUGAAUCCAAGAAGUCCUUUUGCAACUCAGCCGCCAUAGAAGAAAGAUUUGAAGACCAAGUUCCAGAAUGGAUGCUUUCAAAACCUACUGUUGAUUGCAUGAUUUGGCCUGAAGAGAAUUACCCAGAGAGAGAGUCCAAUCGAGCUAGAAAGAGAAGACUCUUCCCAAAGAUUAUCCCCAAGACAGAUAACUCAGGAAAGUUUGUGUGCCUUGUAUCAUCAAAGAUUGGAAAUUGCUCUAUCCCCACUGAUUUCCAGAUUGUGGAAAUGAGAGAGAGUAGCCAUAGACCUCUCAUAUUUGGAACCCCUUUCCUGUCUACUGUGGGUGCCAUAUUUGAUUUCCCCAAUCAAAGAAUCUCUUUCAACAAGGUGAACAAGGGUAUGUUCUUCCCUAUGUGUUCAACAAAGAACUCUUUUGUUGACAUGGUCCAAGAGGAGAAAGUUACUUUGAAGCCACCCCAAGAAGGAGAAACUGAAGAAACAAUCAAGGAAGAUCCCAUUCCUAAGCCCAAGCAGCUUGCCAAACAAGCAAGGAGUAAGACUAAGGCCCCUACACCAAAACCGCCCAAGGGAUCAACCAAGAUUGAAGAUGAGGCCAAGCCAAGAAGGAAGGUUAGAAAACCUAGGUCUGGCCGCAACAUGAAGCUUCUAUUCCCAAAGGAGCUUAUUGAUGAGAAUCUAGAAGGAUUCAAGGAGAAAGUGACAAGAACUCUAAAGCUUUUUCCUAAGGCAGUAGUGCCAAGGGACAUUCAUGGAGAGAUUGUCUAUCCAGCUGUGAAUCACCCACCAGAUACUCAUUGCAAGGAGAAAAGACUUGGAGGAUCAAGAUGCCUCUUGUCUCCAUCUUCUCCUGAGCGCCAAGCCUUACAGUCAAGCUAA